Messenger RNA from Columba livia (rock pigeon), 3499 nucleotides. RefSeq names its product protein arginine methyltransferase 8 (gene PRMT8). Gene Ontology annotation, cellular component: plasma membrane. Lineage: Eukaryota; Metazoa; Chordata; Aves; Columbiformes; Columbidae. Gene Ontology annotation, biological process: peptidyl-arginine methylation. Gene Ontology annotation, molecular function: protein-arginine N-methyltransferase activity. The transcript is spliced from 9 exons. The record is from RefSeq and is a predicted model, not a curated record. Bases 1151 to 2149 code for a protein of 332 amino acids.
UCUCCCUCCACCCCUUCCCCUCGCCCCCUCUCCCUUUUCAGUGGGAGCUGCAUCCGGAUCGGGACUGUAGUUCUACCGUUCAUGGCUGUCUGACGGAGUGUGGAUUCUGCUGAAAAACUUCAAGUAAAACAGAAGCUGGGAGAACAAACACCAGAAGAUAUAUUAAGAAAGCAGGUUUGCUACUUAACUCGGAGGAAAGAAGCUGGAGCAGACUUCUUCAGUUGCCCUCUAAGAGCCUUGCUGAGCGUCCUUGCUAAGAAAAAUGUUGCUGAUUCAAAAAGAAGAGGAGGGAUGGGGAAGAAAAAAAAUUGUCCAUGUCUCUGUGAGAGAGAGAUGUGUGCGUGUGUUCGUGUGAAUGCAUGCUUGUGUGUGAGAGGGUGUAGGCGAUGGCUGUGAGGGAGCUUGAAAGAAUGUCGUGGGGUUUUUGUCUUUUUUUUUUUUUUUUUUUUUUUUUCCCUAUGAAAGACGUGUGAAUGCAGUUCCCACAGAAGGGGACCAAACUCUGCCCAAGAGCAAAAAGGGUAGACAGAGGGAGGAAAGGAGGGGGAGCGGGGGGGAGGAGGGAUUGCUAUUACAGAAGACAUUUGUAGAAAGAGGGUGGCAAAUCCUGUGACCAUCUUUAAAGGUAGUUUCCUGGGACCUAGGGAGCAAGAAAGAAGCCCAGAGAAAGAAAACAAAAGGCUAUGAUUUCCUUGUCCUGUUGCUUUAUCUCUGUCUCCCUCUGCCUCUGGAAGAGUAGCCACAGGACAAUAAGAUGCCCGGCUGGUCACUGCAUGCCCAAGUUCAGUUUAGCUGGUGCUUCUCUCCUGUUUAGCCCGACUGCUUACUGUGAAGGGGAGGACUCACAGCCCGACAGCCUUGUAGUUUAUCCUGAAGAGUGUGUGCCGCCUCUCUUUGCCCAUCCCAAGAGCUCACUGGAGGUGGAGGAGAGGGGAGAAAGAGGAGGACGUGAAAGUGCCCGAGCUUCUGAUGCUAAGAGGAGCCAAACAUUUCUGUGGACAAUGCAGGAAGGACAAAUCUGACUGAUUUAUUGCCGUUUUCCAUAAUUUUUUUUCUCUCCCUAUCAAUUGGCGCACACCAGUGUUUGGAGAUCUUUGAAAACACAAAAUAAAACACCAACCCUGAAGCCCCAACCCCUUGGCUAGCCCUUAUGGGAAUGAAACACUCCUCCCGCUGCCUGCUCCUGAGGAGGAAAAUGGCGGAGAACGCUGCUGACAGCACCGAGGAAAUGUUAAAGGAUGAAGUGCGUACAUUAACAUAUAGAAACUCAAUGUAUCACAAUAAACAUGUUUUUAAAGAUAAGAUUGUCCUUGAUGUUGGAAGUGGCACAGGAAUCCUCUCCAUGUUUGCUGCAAAGGCAGGAGCCAAGAAGGUUUAUGGGAUUGAAUGCUCAAGUAUAUCUGACUACUCAGAAAAAAUUAUCAAGGCCAACCACUUGGACAACAUAAUCACAAUAUUUAAAGGUAAAGUGGAAGAAGUUGAAUUACCUGUGGAUAAAGUAGACAUCAUCAUCAGCGAGUGGAUGGGUUACUGUCUGUUCUAUGAGUCAAUGUUAAACACAGUCAUCUUCGCACGAGACAAGUGGCUGAAACCUGGAGGGCUAAUGUUUCCAGACCGAGCUGCUUUGUACGUGGUAGCAAUUGAAGACAGGCAGUACAAGGACUUCAAAAUUCACUGGUGGGAGAAUGUGUACGGCUUUGACAUGACCUGUAUUAGGGAUGUUGCCAUGAAGGAGCCUUUGGUGGACAUAGUAGAUCCAAAGCAAGUGGUGACCAAUUCCUGUUUAAUAAAGGAAGUAGAUAUUUAUACAGUGAAGACUGAGGAAUUGGCAUUUACUUCUGCAUUCUGCCUUCAAAUUCAGCGUAAUGAUUACAUUCAUGCCUUGGUCACCUAUUUUAAUAUCGAAUUUACAAAGUGCCACAAGAAGAUGGGAUUUUCUACAGCACCUGAUGCUCCCUAUACUCACUGGAAGCAAACUGUCUUCUACUUAGAGGACUAUUUAACUGUGAGACGAGGAGAAGAAAUCUAUGGGACUAUAUCCAUGAAACCAAAUGCAAAAAAUGUGCGUGACCUGGAUUUCACAGUAGACUUGGAUUUUAAAGGACAGCUAUGUGAAAUGUCAGUAUCUAAUGACUACAAAAUGCGCUAGCAAGAAAUCUUUCAGAGAGAUGAAAAGGAGAAUUUUAUUAAGUCCUGAACUGCUGAACUUCAAGCUAGGAACAACUGUUCACAAGAUCAUUAUAUUAAACACUAGAAUGUUUACUCUGAUGAAGAGUGGUAACCUGAUCCUUCUUGCAAGUAGUACAGGGGGCUGGGAUCCCACUGUGAAUGUACAGUAUACAGAACUGCAGCUUUUGUCAAACAGGAGAAAUGAGUGUUCUGGUUAACUUUAGGAUGCCAGAAGAUACGUAUACAAAUUGUACUACUUACUGUGAAUUUCUGGUUCUUCCAAGCCUUGCAUGUUAAAAAUUAUUAGGGCAGCUUUUUCACUAUGAAAGACCACUACAGUACAUCACUAUGAUAACAUUACUGGACUUAUAUUCAAUAUAAAUGAAUAUAUAUAUUGUACAUGAGAAAAAAAAAUGUCAUUUCAUAAUAGGAAUUUGUUUUGUGAUUAUUUAAUUCUCAUUAUGCAGUUAUGGAAAGAUAAUGAUGUUACCUCUGGUACCACUCUAGGCAGUGAUCUAUUCCGUUAACUGUCCAAAGUUAUAGCUUUGGUAAAUAUUCUGUGCAAAGAGUAGAUAAGACCUGAGCAUUUACAGAAAGUACAACUAUAUUUUUUAAUGUUCUCUGGAAAACAUGGACCAUUAGUUUCAAAAUUCACCUUCACAACUGGAUGUCUGUCAGAGCUUUAAAAAACAUUAGCUUUUUAUUCUUGAAAAUAUUCCGUGGUGAUUUUUUAUAGGUGGAUUUUGCAUGAGACCUUCUGAAAUCAGACACCUAGUAUUUAAAUGUGAUGAAUGAAAAGUCUCUGAAAUGGUGGGUAAUUCAUGUUUCUUGGUCAUGCCAUAUUUCAGUUCUUUGCAAGAUUCUUAAUACAAAAUAACUAAAAAAGCAAGGAAUUAGUGUUUUAGUGAUGUUUUAGAUAAGUUUAAAUUGCAAAUACUAUUCUCAAGAGUGCAGUGAUUUGCAGGAACAAGCUAAUGUCUUUAGAAAAAUGUCCAUGGCUUCUGAUAUUACUAAGAUGUCUGUAAUUUCCCUGUCCCUUUACACCCCUUGUUUUUCUUGCAAUAUCUCCUGCUUAUAGUUAAAAUAUUAACUGCUUAUAAUUCUACAUACGUAUAUAUCAUGUCUUUUUACUAUAUGAAUGUUGACCACUUAAUCACAAGUAAUUCAUCAAAAACUGCAUCAUUGGUCCUAUCUACCUUUUUUCUUAUUUUCCAGUCUGUCUGGCAUUAGGCACUAAAUCAUGUUGCAUCAUGUAUUGGAUGAGAUUGACUAGUUCUUUGCCUAAAAAAUCCUUUUAAUCACCUGCAAAUAAAGCAUACUUGAAGAUCUA